Messenger RNA from Musa acuminata subsp. malaccensis (wild Malaysian banana), 1967 nucleotides. Lineage: Eukaryota; Viridiplantae; Streptophyta; Magnoliopsida; Zingiberales; Musaceae. The record is from RefSeq and is a predicted model, not a curated record.
ACAGGUAGGAGCAACAAAGGAAGAAAGCUUGAAGGCUUCAAAUGAGGUCGUGGCUUUGCCCAGCCUCUGAGAUCAUCUCUAUCUACAUUAGGUGGAUGCUUCCUUGCACGUUACAGCAACGUUCCUUCUGAUACCUGCGGCAUAUGCUUGAGCUUCCACUCCUUAAAUUCCAGUGGCCUUCACCCUUCACCCUUCACCAUAUCUUGUUCUAACCAUGGGAAACACCACUGCCACCGGAGCUCUCUCCCCUCUCCCAAUCGAUACAUCCUUUAGGCUUCCGUCUCCGUUGCCAUCUUGGCCACCGGGUGGAGAGUUUGCCGAAGGGAGAAUAGAUCUUGGAGGUCUAGAGGUGCGCCAAGUCUCCACAUUCACCAAAGUUUGGGCUGUGCGUGGAGGAGGGCAAGAUGAUCUCGGUGCAACCUUCUUUAGGCCUUCGCCAGUCCCCCCCGGCUUCUCGGUGCUGGGUUACUACGCCCAACCAAACAACCGGCCUCUCUUUGGCUGGGUUUUGGUCGCGACGGACACCGGCAAUGGCGACGCCCUUGCAAAGCCAUCGGACUACACGCUUGUUUGGAGCAGCGAGUCUUCUACCAUCAAACAAGACGGUCGUGGCUACUUCUGGCUGCCGACACCGCCUCAAGGCUACGCGGCGGUCGGUCUUGUAGUCACAAACUCGUCGGAGAAGCCGUCGGUCGAGGAGAUCAGGUGCGUGAGGAGCGACCUAACUGAUCAGUCCCAGAGCGACGCGUACGUAUGGAGCACCGAUGGAUUCAGUGUCAAUGGCUUAAGACCAUCUACAAGGGGCAUCAAAGCACUUGGCGUAUCGGUUGGAACGUUCAUAGCCCAAGCAAACGGAGCUACGACUGCCACAAGUUUGGCUUGUCUGAAGAACAGGGCAUCCAACUUCACUUCCAUGCCAAACAUGAUGCAGGCGGAGGCUCUCAUGAAAGCUUACUCACCAUGGAUCUACUACCACCCGGAUGAGGAGUACCUCCCCUCAUCCGUGAGUUGGUUAUUCGACAACGGAGCUCUCCUGUACCAGAAAGGAAACCAGAAUCCUACUCCUAUCGGCUCCGAUGGCUCGAACCUGCCUCAGGGGGGUUCAAACGACGGCGCCUACUGGAUAGAUCUUCCCGUCGAUGGCGGGCGGAGAGAUAAGGUCAAGAAAGGAGAUCUUUCCAGCAUGAAGGUGUACCUUCAAAUCAAACCCAUGCUCGGUGCGACCUUCACCGACGUGGUCAUAUGGAUCUUCUACCCCUUCAACGGGCCUGCAAAGGCUAAGGUGCAGUUGCUCAACAUCCCACUGGGGAAGAUAGGGCAGCACGUUGGUGACUGGGAGCACAUGACGCUAAGGAUAAGCAACUUCAAUGGGGAGCUAUGGCGGGUCUACUUCUCCCAGCACAGCUCCGGGGCAUGGGUGGACGCUUCCCAGCUAGAGUUCCAAGAAGGAAACAAGCCUGUGGGGUACUCUUCCUUGCAUGGCCACGCCAUGUACGCGAAGCCAGGGCUCGUGCUGCAAGGGGAUUCCAAGCUGGGCAUUGGCAUCAGGAAUGACACCGCGAAGGGGAGCGGGAUCGACAGUGGAGGCAGCUUCGAGGUGGUGGCGGCAGAGUAUAUGGGGUCGGCGGUGUCCGAACCCUCAUGGCUCAACUACAUGAGGCAGUGGGGGCCGACGGUGAGCUACGACAUCGCGAAUGAGCUCAAGAAUGUAGAGAAGCUGCUGCCUAAAAACCUCAGGUCCAAGCUCGAGAACAUCAUCAAAAGUCUUCCUGCGGAAGUUCUUGGGGAAGAAGGGCCUACCGGACCAAAGGAGAAGAACAGCUGGGCAAUGGACGAGAAGUAGUUGUUUGUACUCCUCAAUGUACGAUAUCUUACUACUACUUGCAUGAUGAAGUCUGACUUAUGACUUACGUACAUGCAUAAUAAUGCUGAUUAGUCUUCUCAUUCCCACAUGGAUCAUUUCAACA